Molecule: messenger RNA, 1533 nt
Organism: Melopsittacus undulatus (budgerigar)
Lineage: Eukaryota; Metazoa; Chordata; Aves; Psittaciformes; Psittaculidae
Gene: MCRIP1
Product: MAPK regulated corepressor interacting protein 1
Exons: 5
Coding region: 79-369 (96 amino acids)
Source: RefSeq, a predicted model, not a curated record
UGGCGGCCGGAGGGCGAGCGGAGGCGGGAGCCGGGCCCAGCCGCCGAGCCGAGCCGCCGCCGCCGCCGCACCGCCGCCAUGGCCAGCUCCCCCGUGUCCCGCGUGGUGUACAACGGGAAGCGGAGCGGCGGCCCCCGCUCCCCCGGCGCCGGCACCGAGAUCUUCACGCCGGCCCACGAGGAGAACGUGCGCUUCAUCUACGAGGCCUGGCAGUGCGUGGAGCGCGACCUGCGCAGCCAGAUGGGCUCCGAGCGCGGCCUGGUCGAGGAGUACGUGGAGAAGAUGCCGAACCCCAGCCUGAAAGCGUUCAAACCUGUCGACCUGGGUGAUCUGAAGAGGAGGAACACACAGGACGCGAAGAAGUCCUAAGGCGAGUCCCCGCACAUCAUCUGUGCUCCAAGGGCCUCAAGCAGAUUUCAUUUGAGAUUUUGUGUUGAUUUCCUCCUCUGGUCUGUGCUCCCAAAAGCCUACGGGAGAGCCAGUCAGCUCCGGGGCUGGCUCGGAAGCUACCUGAAAUCAAAGGUGCUCGCUGAGGAUGCCCAGAGCCUGUUGCAAAGGGUUCCAGUCCCCCACUCAUAGCUUUCUCUGGCCUCAAGCUGUCCUUCUCCUCUUCAUGCUGGGCUCACAGGUCUCCUGUUCUCCUUCCAUCUCUGCCCCUGUGCAUUGUGUGUGUGGGCUCCCUGGGCUCUGGUGUGUGGCAGGGCUCAGGGCAGAGCAGACCGGCCACGUUGUCAGCAGAGGCAGCGCUAGUUCUCUGCGCCCUUCUGUGCACUGAGGAUCUACCACUGCUGGGGAAGAAGGAGGGAGCAUCAGUUCCAUCCUUGUGCCUCGGGACAGCAGCCCCAGUUCAACACCCCUUGUGCUGCACCAGUUGCACCCUGGUCAUUCUUCCUGGCUUCCAUAGAGUGUAAUUUCCACUGGGGCUGCUGGUGUUUGGGGCUGGUCAGCGCUGUCAGAGCUGUUGGGCCUGUGUCCGAGGCUUGAUUUACUUUGUGCUUAGAUUGGGCUGGUCCCUGUGGAGCUGAAGGUGGAGAGCACUGGGGUGUCAGCCUGGCCCCUGCCCUGAACACCUGUGGGGUGCCUGGAGAGGGGUUUGGUCCCCUCACCUCAGAGCUCUGCAGCUCCAGAGCAGGCAGCAGCAGGGGUGGCCGGUUCUGACUGUUGCCACCCCUCCCAGAGCAGCGCUGUAUUGUGUUACACCAACACCACUUCCAGAUGUGCACCCGUGGAUGAGAUCCGGCCUCCACAGCUGGCAGGUGUGUCACUGGGGGGGCAGCUGUAGUCAGUGUAACUCACACCUGGGGGGCUUUCUUCAGCCCCUCACUCCAGGCAAGGCUCAUCAUUGGUUCUAAGGGCAGGGACUGCUGGGGCUCUGGCCAGCACCAUUGGGUUUGGGGGGUGCAGGGGACCUGUGGCUGCCAUUCCCUUUCCUCUCUUGAGUCACUGAGCUAGACUGUUCUUUUUUUUUUCUAUUUUUUCUGUUGUCUGUCACUUGAGGCGUGUUGUAAAUAAAAGCUGGUGUCCUUUUGGGUC